CCCGAACACUCCCCUUUCGUAUCACAACAAUGCAUCAUCGUGUUCAAGUCUUUAUAGCGCAAAAGCAAAAUAGCCGAUCCCGUAUGGCGUGCCAAACGCACUCCAGUAUACUUUCGGGCGAGCUUUCACCCACAGCGAUUUCCCAGUUGCAAAUACUACACCGGGGGGUAGCCAUGUAUUUGACUAGUGGUUAGGCAUGUCUAUUACUAGGCAUGAAAGGAAA
Messenger RNA from Babjeviella inositovora NRRL Y-12698, 223 nucleotides. RefSeq lists its product as uncharacterized. The transcript has a single exon. The record is from RefSeq and is a predicted model, not a curated record. NCBI's taxonomy places the organism in Eukaryota, Fungi, Ascomycota, Pichiomycetes, Serinales. The coding region runs from base 30 to 194 and encodes 54 amino acids.